Messenger RNA from Gamsiella multidivaricata, 2259 nucleotides. Its product is annotated as P-loop containing nucleoside triphosphate hydrolase protein. Gene Ontology annotation, cellular component: nucleolus. Gene Ontology annotation, molecular function: ATP binding; nucleic acid binding; RNA helicase activity. The record is from RefSeq and is a predicted model, not a curated record. NCBI's taxonomy places the organism in Eukaryota, Fungi, Mortierellomycota, Mortierellomycetes, Mortierellales, Mortierellaceae. The coding region runs from base 53 to 2209 and encodes 718 amino acids. The transcript has 4 exons.
CCUCAUUCCUCACCGCCCUAUUCCCCACUCUCCUCACAUCUUCCCGCCCAUAAUGUCAGACGCCGAUACAACCGAGUUCAGCGCCGAGAGUGCGGAUGCUAAUGUCACAUUCGCAGACCUGGGUCUCGACGACAGGCUGUUACGUGGUCUCGCAAAACUAAACUUUACGAAGCCUACACCUGUUCAAGCAAAAUCGAUCCCCUUAGCUUUGGCAGGCAAGGAUAUCCUCGCCAAGGCCAGGACUGGAAGCGGAAAGACCGCCGCCUUCAUGCUGCCUCUCAUCCACAAGAUCCUCGCCGUCAAGGAUGCACUCCCCGCCAAUUCACCUGAAGCAACUGCAACCCGAGGAUUAGUUCUUGUGCCAACAGUCGAAUUGGCCGGACAGGUCACCACCUUCACCAACAACAUUCUCCUUUUCUGUGGCAGGGCUGUCAAUGUCCUGAACAUUGCCGGAAAACAGAACGAUAAAGUCCAGCAACCUCUCUUGGCAACACUACCCGACAUCAUUGUUUCGACACCCUCCAGGAUUCUCGCGCAAUUGAAGAUGAACGCUGUCGAUUUGAAAACUCACUUCCAGACACUCGUCAUUGACGAAGCCGACCUGGUCUGCAACUACGACUACGAGGAGGAUGUCAAAGAACUGCUGACGUUCCUGCCAAAGAUCUACCAAAGUUUCCUCAUGUCCGCGACGCUGGGCGACGAUGUGGAUUCACUUAAACAACUCGUUCUCCGUUCGCCGGCGAUUCUGAAGAUGGAGGACAAGACCAUGGACUCGACUUGGGACAACCUGAAGCAACUUUACACCAUUUGCACGGAUACCGACAAAUACCUCAUCCUCUACGUAUUGCUCAAACUCAAGUUGCUUAAGGGAAAGUGCAUCAUCUUUGUGAACGACAUUGAGCGCUGCUAUAGGUUGAAGCUGUUUCUGGAACAGUUCUCGAUCCCAAGCGUGGUUUUGAACUCAGAACUGCCGUUGAAUUCCCGUGUGCAUAUCGUGGAGGAGUUCAACAAGGGAAAAUAUGACUACAUGAUUGCCACGGAUGAGGGCGGACUCAAGGGCGAGAAGGAGGAGGAAGCGACAAUCAAAGAGAUCGAGGAUGGUAAACAGGAGGAGCGGGAGAGCGACGCCGCAGACGAGGAAGAACACGAAAAUGAGAGUGAGGACGACGAACAGGAUGAUGAGGCUGAUGAUAUUCCCGAAGGCGAUAUUGAGAUGGAGUUCGAGGGCUCUGAGGGUGAAGACAUCAGCGAGGGUGAGGAUGAGUUGGAGGCCAUGAUGAAGGCUAGCGACAACGAGGACGAGGACGACGAGGCGAGCGCCAUGGCUGAGAUGAAGUCAGAAGUACCGGCCAGCGAGUCUAAGAAGAGGAAGCAACCUGAGGACGAUUCCAGAUCAGAGACGACAGCAGAAACCUCAGCAAAAUCAAAGAAGAAGACAGGACCUAAGAAAGAUCAGGAGUACGGUGUCUCUCGUGGUAUUGACUUUGUCAACGUCGCCGCUGUCGUCAAUUUUGAUUUCCCGCCUACAGCAAAAUCAUACACCCAUCGUGUAGGCCGUACCGCUCGCGGUGGACAGAUGGGAACCAGCUUGAGUUUUGUGGUCACGGCAGCAGAAAAGGAAAGGUCGAUCAAGACCAGCCAGAUCCUCGGAGGUGGUGGUUGGACGGUGCAGGGCGAUGAUGAGGCGGUCUUCAACCGCGUUGUCAAGCAGCAAGUUGCUGCUGGAUGCACGAUUAAUCCCUAUACCAUUCCAAUGCAACAGUUGGCAGGAUUCAGAUAUCGUAUGGACGAUGCCAUGCGUGCUGUCACAAAGAGUGCUAUCCGUGAGGCCCGUCUCAAGGAACUGAAGGCCGAGAUGUUGAACUCUGAGAAGCUGCGUGCCCAUUUCGAAGAUAAGCCCAAGGAUCUAGAGUUCUUGCGCCAUGACAAGACGUUGCAUCCCACUAAAGUUCAGCCGCACAUGAAACAUGUCCCCGACUACAUGAUGCCCAAAGUGCAGGCUGUUUCGUCGCAAAAAGUUGGAGAGGCGGCUGAGGGACUGGGAUAUGUAACGUACAAGAAGAAGACACAGAACACCGUCAGAAAGGCACGUCAGGGCAAGGGAGGGAACAAGAGCAGCGGAGGAAAGAAGAAUGAUCCGCUUAAAAAGUUCAGCUUUGGAGGCGGUGGAAACAAGGGCAAAGGAGGAAAGAGACAAAAGACUGCAUAGAAACAUCAUCCGCAUUUUAUCACACCAGCAUCUCAUAAUUAAAACAAAAC